AUGUUCGAGACCUUCCGCACCGAGCUGGACGAACAUCACGACCGCCGUGAGAGAAUCAUCAAAGCAUCCAGAGACAUCACGGCCCUGAGCAAGAAGAUGAUCUUCUCCCUCCAACGCGUCCGCCAGCUCCAGGCCCCCGCCCCGCCCGCCGUCGCCACGGAAGUCUCCGCCUACGGGGCCAAGAUCUCGGAUCUGUUCUCCUCGCUGGCGCCGGACCUGCGGGAUCUGAACGCCUGGCGCUACCGGGCCCAGAUCGCGUCGGGCGUCCAGGAACACGUCGAGGCCGUCUCCUUCCGGCACUAUUUAGAGACGCAGCGGCUGAUGCCGUUCGAUGAGGCACGGGCGCAGAUGGCGGGGGGCGUCGUGUUGACGGGAGGAGGAUUACGUGCUCGGGCUGUUUGA
Messenger RNA from Letharia columbiana, 402 nucleotides. RefSeq lists its product as uncharacterized. Bases 1 to 402 code for a protein of 133 amino acids. Gene Ontology annotation, molecular function: RNA endonuclease activity; sequence-specific DNA binding; RNA binding. The transcript is spliced from 3 exons. The record is from RefSeq and is a predicted model, not a curated record. Gene Ontology annotation, cellular component: nucleus; cytoplasm. NCBI's taxonomy places the organism in Eukaryota, Fungi, Ascomycota, Lecanoromycetes, Lecanorales, Parmeliaceae.